ACGCGGGACGCGGGUAAACAGGUAAUUGCGUGAGUGAAGUUUUUCAAGUUACUGUUUUUCUCGUGAUAAAUGGCUGGAAGUGAGACCCGAAACAUCUGAAAGCUAUGACUGCAGAAGAGGGUGUUGGCAUCGGAGAUUUCGUCCUCCUGGACGAAAUCACCCUCGAGAAAGUUGUCGAAAAUUUGAGAGUCAGAUUCAAUGGCGGGAAAAUUUAUACGUAUAUUGGCGAGGUUUGUGUAAGCGUUAACCCUUACAGAAGCUCUAAUAUCUACGAUGAAGAUAAUGUCAACAAAUACAAAGGAAGAGAACUUUUCGAGAAUCCGCCACACAUCUUCGCGAUAGCGGAUGCCGUUCACCGAGAGAUGAAACAGCAGGGUCGUGAUACUUGUAUAGUAAUUAGCGGAGAGUCUGGUUCUGGCAAAACUGAGGCUAGUAAGAUCAUAAUGAAAUAUAUCGCUGCUGUGACAAACAUCGGUGGUCAGCAGGAAAUUGAAAGAGUGAAAAAUAUCCUCAUACAGUCUAAUUCCAUUCUCGAGGCUUUUGGCAACGCAAAGACAAAUAGAAAUGACAAUUCCUCUCGAUUCGGAAAGUACAUGGACAUUAAUUUCGACUUCAAAGGCGACCCAGUUGGAGGCGAUGUUACAAAUUAUCUUUUGGAAAAAUCAAGGGUUGUCUAUCAGCAACGAGGAGAACGAAACUUUCACUGUUUUUAUCAGUUGCUGAAUGGAUGUAGUGAAAGUGAACUACGAUCGCUACAAUUACAAAGGAAUUCAAGUGUCUAUAAUUAUUUAAGCCAUGGUGACAACAACAAUAAUGUUAAAGCCACAACCGUUGACAAGUUUGAUUACAAAAAAGUCACAGGUGCCAUGUCGACCUUGGGAUUUUCUCAGAACGAGGUACAGACAAUUUGGACGGUCAUUGCCGGUGUUUUAAAUCUGGGCAAUAUUACGUUCAACCUUAGCGAGGACGUAGUUGUAAUUGGCAACAAAAAUGCAUUAAAUAGCGCUGCCCAAUUGCUAUCAAUUAACUCAGACGAUCUCAAUACUGCCUUAUCGCAAAGGGUGAUUGCAGCGGGAGGAGAAGUAAUGCAGAAAACGCACACCUUGGUCGAAGCUGAAUACGGGAGAGAUGCUCUAGCAAAGGCUGUCUACGAGAGACUUUUCACUUGGAUCGUGCAACGUAUUAACGAAACCAUCAAUGUAAAUGCAAGUGGUGUUUACAAACGAUACAGAACGGUAAUAGGAGUAUUGGACAUUUAUGGAUUUGAAAUUUUUGACGCCAACAGCUUCGAACAGUUCUGCAUCAAUUAUUGUAAUGAGAAACUACAACAGCUUUUCAUUGAAUUGGUUUUAAAACAAGAGCAAGAAGAGUACAGAAAAGAAGGCAUCGCUUGGCAGAAUAUAGAAUAUUUCAACAAUCAGGUGAUAUGUGACUUAGUGGAACAAUCCCAUAAAGGAAUGUUAUCAAUCAUGGACGAAGCUUGUUUAAGCGUAGGAAAAGUAAACGACGAGAUGCUUCUUGAGGCUAUGGACCAAAAACUCGUCGGUCACAAACAUUAUACAUCCCGACAAUUGAAGCCGAUGGACAAGGAACUGAAGCACAAAUUUCAGUUUAGAAUAAAGCACUACGCUGGAGAUGUUGUUUAUAACAUAAACGGAUUUUUGGAUAAGAACAAAGAUACCCUUUUCCAAGACUUUAAACGCUUGUUGUUCAAAAGCAAGAAUCCGAUUAUCUGCAGUAUGUGGCCUGAAGGUGCUCAAGAUAUUACAAAGACAACCAAAAGACCUCUAACAGCCGGAACGCUCUUUAAAAACUCUAUGGUUGCUUUGAUAAAGAAUUUAACAAGUAAAGAGCCAUUUUACGUAAGAUGUAUUAAACCGAACGAAGUCAAAUCUCCUGUAGUUUUCGAUGAAGAGAGAGUGAGCCAUCAAGUUCGGUAUUUAGGUCUUGUCGAAAAUAUUCUAGUCAGGCGAGCUGGUUUCGUCUACAGACAGCGAUACGAUAAAUUUUUAAAGAGGUACAAGAUGAUUUCGCAGUACACCUGGCCAAAUUUUAGAGGAGGCAGUGACAAAGAUGGAGUUCGAACUCUCAUGGAAGAAAGAGGAUUCCAAGACGACGUACAAUACGGAAACACGAAAAUAUUCGUUCGUUCUCCUCGGACUUUGUUCGCACUCGAAAAGGCUCGUAGCGACCUUAUUCCGGGAAUUGUGAUCUUACUUCAAAAACAAUGGCGAGGUUACUUGGAUCGUAGACGUUACAAAAAGAUGAAGGCUGCUCUUACUAUUAUGCAACAUUAUCGCCGCUACAAACUCUACCACUAUAUCAGUGAACUGGCAAAGACAUUCAAAAACGCAAAGUCGAUGAGCGACUAUGGCAAGCAUCUUCCCUGGCCUCGGGACAGUUUCGCUGUUCGGCAGAGCAUUCCACUUUUGAGAAAGAUCUUCGCAAGGUGGAGAGCUUGGAUGAUUUUGAGGAAUAUUCCAAGAGAAGAGUGGUCUCAGCUCAGGAUAAAAAUGACAGCGGGAGCAGCUUUGUGCAAACGGCGACCUUACUGGGGACAAGACCGAUCCUGGGAAGGAAAUUACUUAUCACAGUCUCGAGAAAAUCCCAACAGUGAUACUUUUAACUCCUCUGUCAACAACUUGAGAAACACGGAUCACUUCAAAUCUAUCCUAUUCAGCGCUUUCGUCAAAAAGACGAACAAGCACAACAAGCAAGCAGACCGAGUUUUGCUGGUUACCGAGCAGGCUGUGUACAAAUUAGACUGUACGAAAUUCAAAAGCAUGAAGAAGAGAAUGCAAAUCUCCGAAAUCACUGGGCUGAGUGUUUCGCCCGGACGAGAUCAACUAAUCACGAUUCAUUCAAAUCGUGGAAACGAUUUAAUUAUUUCAAUAAUAUCGAAAGAAGAUCGAGUUGGGGAACUCGUCGGCAUUUUAAGUAAUGCAUACUUCCAAUUGCGGCGGAGUGAUCUUCAAGUAACAAUAGCUACUAAAUUUAAAUGUAUGCUCGGCAACAAAAGCAAAGUAUUAAGUGUUGAAGUGAUGCCAGAAAUGGUUGAGGCAACUUUUACCAAAAGUGGUGACAAUAACAUCAUCUAUGCUGUUCCUCCAUCUAUAGGAAUAAUCGAAGUAGGAACUGACGACAGAAUGAGAAUAAAAACGGCGAGAUAGUCUUUAUGUGAAGCAAGUAAAAAUAAAGCGAACGCAGAGUAUUUUUAUUUCAUACGUAUUCUCUGAAUCGAGUUCUUUUUAACAUGCAUUUUUUCAGUUUAUACUGCAAUGUACAAGUGACUGAUUUGAGUCUUGACAUUUUUUUAAAUAAUGAUUGUGCGCACAAACAGAUCCGAUAACCCGAAAAUCGAAACCCGGUGUGCUAGUUACUGAUAUUUUAAUAAUGUGCUAUUUUGUAAAUAUGCAUGCAACCGAGAAAUGCCGUAAUCGUCGACUUCCAGCGUGUAAAAGAGUACGUAAUAUUUUUGAUUUUUUAUAUUGAAGAAGCUUCCAGUAAUAAUUGUUAAGUAUUUGACUGCUUUCGAAAGGAACCGUGGUCUCAAGUCAUUUCUCAGGUGCUUAUAUACUUCAUUAGGAAACGGAUUUUUGUUUAGGCGGUUAUUCAUUUUCUAAAACAUCGACUUUAUCGUAGAACUUAUAGACGUACUUAUGGAGGAAUUAGGUUAAUAUAGCAGAUUUUAUGUUUUUUUAAUUGAAUGUUUCACAGAAGUGUUGAAAUUUAGUUUUUAUAUUCUACCAAAUUGUUGAAGAGCAUAAUAUGAAUAGGGGACAUCCGGAAUGCGCUUCAGGUAUUCUUAAAUAUUGUACUUACGCUUAAGAGUAUUGAAAAAUGAAUGGUUGAUUCUUUCUCUAAAUAACUUUUGAUAAACGCGUACCAACGAGUAUUUAAAAAAUGUGCCUAAUUGUAAAAAAUUUGUAACUAUUUGAAUAAAGUUUGUGCCAUUGUUGAAAAGAAGAAAAAUAUAACAAUAUUUAACACAAA
Messenger RNA from Belonocnema kinseyi, 3993 nucleotides. It is a transcript of the gene Myo31DF, whose product is annotated as unconventional myosin ID-like. Gene Ontology annotation, cellular component: actin cytoskeleton; vesicle; microvillus. The transcript has 15 exons. Gene Ontology annotation, biological process: vesicle transport along actin filament; actin filament organization. Bases 105 to 3170 code for a protein of 1021 amino acids. Gene Ontology annotation, molecular function: microfilament motor activity; actin filament binding; ATP binding. NCBI's taxonomy places the organism in Eukaryota, Metazoa, Arthropoda, Insecta, Hymenoptera, Cynipidae. The record is from RefSeq and is a predicted model, not a curated record.